Messenger RNA from Trichosurus vulpecula (common brushtail), 3157 nucleotides. It is a transcript of the gene KLF4, whose product is annotated as Kruppel like factor 4. NCBI's taxonomy places the organism in Eukaryota, Metazoa, Chordata, Mammalia, Diprotodontia, Phalangeridae. The record is from RefSeq and is a predicted model, not a curated record. The transcript is spliced from 5 exons. Gene Ontology annotation, biological process: regulation of transcription by RNA polymerase II. Gene Ontology annotation, molecular function: DNA-binding transcription factor activity, RNA polymerase II-specific; RNA polymerase II cis-regulatory region sequence-specific DNA binding. Bases 770 to 2293 code for a protein of 507 amino acids.
GACAGUUCCCAACCUUGGAGUGGCCCAAGUGCAGGGCGCGCGCGGGGAGCCGGCUCAGCCGCCGCGGCAGCGAUAGAGAGCCCCGCCGAGAAGCUCCCCCCCGCCGCCCUCAGGCCCCCUCCUUUUUUCUUAACCCUCUCCCCCCUCCCAGGCCCCCCGCCCCCGCCGCCGCCCCACACCUCCCACCCCUCCCAUCCGAGCACCCCAGCGCUCCGCCUGCACAGCCUUCUCCAUUCAGCAGCCGCGGCUCCCCAUGGCAGCGGGGCAGCCACCAACCGCGCGAGCUCGCAGUCCCCGGGAAUCGCCUCGCGCUACCGCGAGUCCCGUCCCGCUGCUGAGAGCCACCGCCUCCUCUUCCAGCCUGCCUUACCUGGCUGCGUCGUCUCAGUGCGGCACCUCCGGCAGCGGUGGCCCCUGCUAAAAUCCAAAGGCAUCACCCACCCAUCCGCAAAACAGUCUCUGCAUCCAGGGCUACCGGCCAAGGAACGGAGGAGCAGCCGCGCGUCUGUUUAUUAAGGAUUUUUUUUUAAAGUUUACAACUUUUUUCCUGUUUUUGAAAGAAUUUUUAAGAAUUGUCUCAUCUCAGAAAAAAAUUUAAAGUUCUUGGGAGAGCUGUUGGUCUUUGUUUAUUUGUUGUUUUUUUUCUUGGUUUUUAUUUUUUACGUUUCUGAAUUUUGGGAGAUUUUUUUGUUGUUGUUGCUUGUACUGGGUAACUUGACUGCCCCAACUGCUUCGGGCUCCGGGAGAGCUUCCCUCCCCUCCUAGAUUAAUGAGGCAGCCACCUGGUGAGUUUGACAUGGCUCUCAGCGGCACUCUGCUACCCUCCAUCUCCACCUUCGCAGCGGGUACGCCGGGCAAAGAGAAAGUCCUGAGGCAAGCAGGUGCCCCUAACAAUCGGUGGCGGGAGGAGCUGUCCCACAUGAAACGCCUUCCUUCAGUGCUCAGCGGCCGCCCCUACGACUUGGCGGCGGCGGCGGCGGUGGCGGCGGCCGACCUGGAGAGCAACGGAGGCGGCGGCGGCAACAACAAUCCUGCGCUCCUGGCCAGACGAGAGGCGGAGGAGUUCAACGACUUGCUGGACUUUGAUUUUAUUCUUUCCAACUCCCUGAUCCACCAGGAACCAGCCACGGCAGCCGUGGUGUCCUCAGCCUCGGCGUCAGCCUCUGCCUCGUCCUCCCCUUCGAGCAGCGGCCCAGCGAGCGCUCCUCCGGCCAACUGCAGCUUCACUUACCAGCUGCGGGGUGCUGGGGACCCGGGAGGGGCGUCCGGAGGGCCGACCACCUCGGGCGGAAGCAGUAACACCACCAGUAACGGUGGGGGCGGCAGCCUUCUUUACAUCCGGGAGCCUGCACCCCCUCCCGCCGCCCCCUUUAACCUGGCCGACAUCAAUGACGUGUCCCCUUCAGGUGGAUUUGUAGCCGAGCUCAUGAGACCUGACUUGGACCCUGUGUAUAUUCAACAGCAGCAGCUUCCGGGUGGCAGCCUGCACGGGAAAUUUGUUGUGAAAGCCACCUUGAACAUGGGGGAGUACAAUGGUCAGUCUAUCAUCAGUGUUAACAAAGGCAACCCCUCCUCUUGCAGCCCAGACGGCAGCCACCCUGUGGUAGUGGCCCCCUAUAGCACAGGGCCUCGGAUGUGCCCCAAGAUCAAGCAAGAGGCCGUCUCCUCUUGCACUAUCGGCAGGCCUAUGGAGGCCCACCUGGGCAGUGGCCCGCCUCUCAGCAAUGGCCAAAGAGCGCAGCCCCACGAAUUUCCCUUGGGGCGGCCUCUCCCCAGCAGGACUACCCCUUCCUUGACUGCUGAGGAAUUGAUGAACAGCAGGGACUGCCACCCUUCACCUCAGGGGAUAAGCCAUCCAUUGCCACUACCCCCUGGGUACCACCCUGGACCCAACUAUCCUCCUUUCCUGCCGGACCAGCUGCAGCCCCAGGUUCCUCCACUCCAAUAUCAAGAGCUUAUACCACCCGGGAGUUGCAUGCCAGAAGAACCCAAACCCAAGAGAGGGCGCAGGUCAUGGCCCAGGAAAAGGACAGCCACCCACACGUGUGAUUAUGCAGGCUGCGGGAAAACAUAUACCAAGAGUUCUCAUCUCAAGGCACAUCUUCGAACCCACACAGGUGAGAAGCCUUAUCACUGUGACUGGGAGGGCUGUGGAUGGAAGUUUGCCCGCUCUGAUGAACUUACCCGCCACUACAGGAAACACACUGGUCAACGCCCAUUCCAGUGCCAGAAAUGUGACCGAGCAUUUUCCAGGUCCGACCACCUUGCCUUACACAUGAAGAGGCAUUUUUAAUCCAAAGCAGAGGAUUUUACUCAUACUGCCAUAUGAGAUUCAGUAUUCACAUGACUGUCUUCCUGAUGAGGGAGGAACCCAGCUAAAGCACUAUAUACAAGGAAUCAUGGUAAACAAAACAAAACAAGUCUUCCAAAGAGUCAAAAGAAAACGGAUAAUCAAGAGAAAUGAGAAACUUAAAUCAAAGGACAGAUUUGUGGUCUGUGACUGGAUCUUAUCAUUCCAUUUCUGAAUCCAACUUGAAUAUGCCUGGAUUACAAGAUGCCAAGGAGUGACUGGAAGUCACGGAUAUCAGGGUUCAAUAGAUUGUGUAUGGGGGAGGGGAGACUACAUUCCCUUGAAUUGUGUUUCAAUGCAAUAUAAGUAUAAAGAUCAUCUUGUAUUUGCCUUCUAAAAGCCAUUAUUAUGUUAGAAGAGGAAGAAAUUCAGGUACAGAAAAUGUUUUGAAAGCCUAAUUGAUGGUGCUUAGUGACUGUUGGUUCUAAAGGUACCAAAAAAAGGAAGCCAAAGUUCUCAAACUGCUGCAUAUUUGACAAGGAAAUAUAUUUUUGUCUUCCGAUCUACAUUUAUGACCUAAGUCAGGUAAAUAAACCUGGUUUAUUUCUUUAAAAAUUUAUGCAGACAGUCUAUAAUGCACUGUGGUUUCAAUGUGCAAUAAUUUGUAAUGUUUUAUCCCCAACUAUGCCUUAAGUAGAACAAAUGUUUUUUUCUAUAGUUCUUUACCUAAUAAAUAUGUAAUAUAAAUUUAAGCAAACUUCUAUUUUGUAUAUUUGUAAACUACAAAGUAAAAUGAACAUUUUGUUGGAGUUUGUAUUUUGCAUACUCAAGUUGAGAAUUAAGUUUUAAAUAAACCUAUAAUAUUUU